AUGUUUUUUUUCCGCCCUAUUUUACAGAAUUUACAAAUAACAGAUCUUGUCAAUCUUUUACUGGAAGGCCACAAACCAACUACUGAUAGUUUUAGAAGUAUCUCCUAUGGUGGGUAUUCAAGUUCUUAUCUUGGAGUUCAAGUACCUGUACAACAACAAUAUUCAAGUAAUUAUCAUCAAGUUGGUGAUUAUCUCAAUGAAUCAUUAGCUUCAUUACCUGGAAGUCAAGUUCCAAGUGGUCGAGAAAGUCCUGUAUCACAUUUUGAAAUAGACUAUGGAAGUAGUAGUAGUGUACGACAUCACCACAAGGUAGCUUCAGAAACUGGAAGAAUGAGUUCUGUUCAAAAUAUGAUGCGACAUAUAGCUGGGACUAAUCUAGAUGGAAGUGGAUUGCGUAGUCAAGAAUCGGAAGGCAGACUACUGGAUCGUUUCCGUGAAGUAAGUACUACUAUUAUAGAUAAUAUUAUUUGUAUAUGGCAUGUUCAAUUGAAUACAUAA
Schistosoma turkestanicum is the source of this 498-nucleotide messenger RNA. The record is from the annotation of a GenBank genome assembly. NCBI's taxonomy places the organism in Eukaryota, Metazoa, Platyhelminthes, Trematoda, Strigeidida, Schistosomatidae.